CACUCUCACUGUGUUCUACUUUCAGCUCUUUCUGUUUUGAGACCCGACUCUCUCCCUGUUGGCUUUUGCCUCCCGCACUAGUUCUUGGAGAACGCUCCAACAUAGUCUCUUCUUCCUUUGGUGGCCGAGCGUCUUUUGCAGUCACCGCUCUCUAUUUUUGGUUUUUGAUGGUCCUGAGGAGAUGCAGGUUUCCUGUUCCUGCGAUCAUUCUUUGAUACUCUCCUUCUUGCUUCUGCUAGUGUGAGAUUAUUGGGCUUCACCCACGAGGGAGGCUGUGCCUCUUCUCGACUGUCGUACACUGUGUCGCCUUGAUCAAUAAUAGUCUCACUUCCUUGUUGGUGUCUCGUGAAGGUAGUUGCUCCUGCUCCGACCCCCUCGAUGUUCCUCCCCAGAUCUACUCUUUGACUUCGCUUCUUUGAUUAAUAUGAGAAGAAGCACUUCUAGUUGGGCUCUUCUUCCACUCUCGCUCCUCCUUAUCUUCUUCCAUGUAUCAUCUGAAGGAGAAGUGUCCAUAGCUCCCAUGCAGAGGACAGAGCAAGAAGCUUUGUAUUUAGUUAUUCAAGACGUUGUUGGUAAACGGUGGAAUGGUUCACAACUUUAUCCCGACCCUUGCGGAUGGACUCAAAUCCAGGGAGUGUCAUGCGAUCUGUUUGACGGGAUGUGGUACGUCACCGGCCUAAGCAUCGGUCCGCUCCUCGACGGCUCACUCGAAUGCGCAGAGGAUGCAGUGUUUAGUCCACUGCUAUUCGAGUUGAAGCAACUCAGGAGGCUUUCCUUCUUGGGUUGCUUCUCUUCGCAUCGCCAGACCACCAUCCCCUCGCGCCACUGGGAGAAGCUAGCUGGAAGCUUGGAGACUCUGGAGUUUCGAUCGAAUCAAGGCCUCGUCGGUGAAGUCCCGGCCGACCUCGCUCAGCUCACAAGACUGCAGUCGCUGGUGCUUGUCGACAACUCCUUGUCUGGCGAGUUGCCACGGGAACUCGGCAAUCUGGCUCGGCUCAAAAGGCUAGCGCUCGCCGGGAAUCGAUUCUGCGGUUACAUCCCGGCUUCUCUUGGGAGCAACAUGGCCGAGCUGUUGAUCUUAGACCUGAGCAGGAAUUCUCUGACCGGUUCUCUUCCUUCCUCGCUCGGCCAUCUUGCUUCGCUCUUAAAGCUAGACCUGAGUCACAACCUCCUAAAUGGGAGUAUCCCAUCGGAGCUCGGAAGCCUCGGGAGUCUUACUCUACUCGACCUCAGAAACAACGAGCUAUCCGGUGUUCUGGCUCGGGCUCAUACUCUGCACCGCAUGGUCUCGCUCCAAGACUUGCUCCUCUCCGACAACCCAUUGGGCGGGAGUCUAUCGGAAGUCCAGUGGGAGAACCUCGCCAACCUCACCACCCUGGACCUUUCUCGUGCCAACUUAAGCGGAGCAAUUCCAGAAUCGAUCGCGGGGUUGAAGAGAUUAAGGUUCCUUGCGUUGGAUAACAACCGGCUCUCCGGCAGCGUUUCCCCCAAGCUUGCGACUUUGCCUUCUCUGACUGCGCUCUAUCUCAAUGGCAACAAUUUGACAGGGGAGCUCAGGUUCUCCGACGAGUUCUACCGAAGAAUGGGGAGGAGAUCCGCUUUUUGGGACAACCCAUACCUCUGCCAUGGUUCAGUGGGUAUGCCGACAGGCGUAGAACAAUGCAAACAAGCGCAGCAGACGACGUCUAAUCCAGAAGACAAGGCUGCAUACGAUGGGAACCCCGGUAAGAGUUGGAGCAUGUCGACCUCGUUUGGCUUACCGGCUUCUUCAAUUAGUGCUUGGUGGGGAGUACGUGUUCGAGAGUCGGUGGUCGCGCUUCUUUUGGUCAUGUUGUUGGAGACGCUCUUAAUCAUGCAUCCAUAGACAACCUUCUUUUUUU
Messenger RNA from Musa acuminata AAA Group (dessert banana), 1880 nucleotides. Its product is annotated as piriformospora indica-insensitive protein 2-like. Gene Ontology annotation, molecular function: protein binding. The transcript has 3 exons. The coding region runs from base 425 to 1864 and encodes 479 amino acids. The record is from RefSeq and is a predicted model, not a curated record. NCBI's taxonomy places the organism in Eukaryota, Viridiplantae, Streptophyta, Magnoliopsida, Zingiberales, Musaceae.